GGACAUCUUUGCUAAGGCUGAGGGCGACAACCGGACAGAAUUCCAAAAUGAGCCAAGAUGUGCCGGAAGAAGGCUCCACUCAUCAAUUUCAAAUCGAGUUAGAUUCUUCAAGAAUUUCUGAACCAAAACCGGCUUUCUCAAUUGGACAACAACUGAAAAUUCAAAUCGAGUUGAAGCAUGUCAAGGAGGACGACAAAGGGAGGAUUUUGGACGAGCUUCCUAAUUCAGAGGUCCAGAAAGGACGAAAAUCCUCAAACACGAAAAAGGAGCUCGAAAGUUUUGGAAUGCUCAAGACCAAAAGUGGACGGCCCCAUAAGACAAAUGAGAUCCAGGAACAAGAGACAAUCAACAAUUAUGAGCUCGGCCAUGGAAAAUCAAAUUCGAGGUUCCAAAAAGUAUCCGGCCAAGAACACAAUUUAUCUAAGCAAGAUUUCAGGGGACAGAGUCAAGAGCACGACUUGAUUAUGGGGAACUGGAGACAAGACUUGGUGCAGGAGGAAACGAAGAAUGUCAAAGAAAGGCCGGAGAUUGAGACUAAGCUAUGGGCCCGAUCUGGAAGGGUGCAAGAUGAAAAACCAAAAGCAAAGACCAAAGAAGAGCUUGAUGAGAUUGCAUUUUUCCUCGAUGACGAACCGAACCCAGAGAAGAACCGUAAUAAAAAAAUAUUGGAGGAUCCAAACUAUUAGGAUUUGCCCAUCCAAGACGAUGUCCUUGAAUAUGCCGGAUUAAAUGGUCAAUUUCAACGAGAAUUCCGGGGGGAAGAAGGCGUUCUUCCCCAUUUCAAGAAUGAGCAACACCAAAAAAGACGGCAUCGGGACAACAGUCAACCUAUUGAAGAUCGAGUUAAGUAUUUGGAAGCCAAGCACGAUCCUUUGAAGAAGAAAAGAGAUGACCUUUUAAAAAUGACCAGGUUCGCUCUGGACAAAAACGAUCACGAUGUACCUGAUACAUCACCGAAGCAAAGCGCGAAUGCGGGCCCAAGUAAAAUCAGAUCUGGGUCUGAUCUUGACCCGGAUUUGCAUUAUCACUUGGUUAAAAUCUCAAAACUGGAUACCAAUUGUGGGGAUACCGACGGCCAAUCUGACCCAAUGACACCCUAUUCCAAGGGAUCGCUCGACCAAUGGACGGAUUCAAUGCUUGACGCUCAUCAAGAUCAUCAAAAAGUCGAGAAGACCCACAAUGGGAAUCAAACUGACCACCAAAAUCAGUCCGAGAGUGAAGACACUUCAUCUGACCUAUCGGAAGAUCAAUUCCCAACCCCCACUUGCUGCUUUUGGAAGUGCUUGUAGGUAGUAGUAGUAGCAGUAAGG
Molecule: messenger RNA, 1310 nt
Organism: Tigriopus californicus
Lineage: Eukaryota; Metazoa; Arthropoda; Copepoda; Harpacticoida; Harpacticidae
Exons: 2
Coding region: 48-686 (212 amino acids)
Source: RefSeq, a predicted model, not a curated record